Messenger RNA from Ipomoea triloba (trilobed morning glory), 666 nucleotides. RefSeq names its product cold and drought-regulated protein CORA-like. The transcript has 2 exons. The record is from RefSeq and is a predicted model, not a curated record. Lineage: Eukaryota; Viridiplantae; Streptophyta; Magnoliopsida; Solanales; Convolvulaceae. The coding region runs from base 51 to 482 and encodes 143 amino acids.
ACUUUUUUUCAUCCUUCAACUAUCAAAUCUUACAUAAAGCGUUUUAAGAAAUGGGUUCAAAGGUUCUUCUCCUCCUCGGCCUCUCUUUGGCCGUGUUUCUCAUGAUUGCUUCCGAGGUUACAGCCAGGGAAUUGGCUGAGACUACUACUUCAUUUGAUCCGACGAAAGCUGAGAAGGCAAAUGGGGUUGCCGGAGAUGACAAGCACUACGGUGAUGGGUACGGCGGCUACGGGCACGGCGGUGGCGGCUACGGGCACGGCGGCGGCGGCUACGGGCACGGCGGCGGCGGCUACGGCCACGGUGGCGGCGGCUAUGGCCACGGCGGUGGCGGCUAUGGGCACGGCGGUGGUGGCGGGUAUGGUCACGGUGGUCACGGCGGUGGAGGGUGCAGAUACGGUUGCUGCGGCCACGGCUACUAUGGAGGGUGCCAAAGGUGCUGCUCAUACAAGGGGGAGAAGGUCGUGGAUGAAGCAAAGCCCUAAGCAUGCACAAAAGCUUGAAUUUCCAUUGUUUACGCUGGAUGUACUAUACUACUUGCAUGCAUAUGAAAAAGCUCUAGAAAUUUGGCAACUAAUUUAAUCUGUAAUAAUAUUGUAUUGAAGUAGCACUUCCAGUUACUUCUCUGCAACAUCUUUAUGAUAAAUAAAAGAAUUGGUUGUCAUACAA